Molecule: messenger RNA, 402 nt
Organism: Prorocentrum cordatum
Lineage: Eukaryota; Dinophyceae; Prorocentrales; Prorocentraceae
Source: the annotation of a GenBank genome assembly
GCGGACCGGGAGCUGCGCACCGUGUCCGUCUCGUGGCGCUACUCGGGGUGGGUGGCCAACUUCUGCGGCCCCAGCACGGAGCAGGUUUUCUUUGACGAGGACGGCAAGAUCUCGCGCCUCAUCGCCUUCAUCGACUGGCGGAGGCCGCGGCCGAACGCCACGCGGGAGGCGUUCGGCCGCUUCGAGUCGAUGUUGCACGUGUGGAGGAAGAACGCGUCCGAGGCCGUGGCCCUGAAGGAGCUCUUCGCGGAGGACGUCCGCGUGACUUUCUGGAACGACGCCACGAGGGAGAGACUCGGAGACGGUUCUUCUCUGGCCGGUCCGGCGCAGCCGAGCUGCUGCUCUACGCAGGGUCGCUGUCUUGCGCACUGCUGCCAGACGAGGUGCAGCUCGACCGGAUAG